Messenger RNA from Onychomys torridus (southern grasshopper mouse), 3286 nucleotides. It is a transcript of the gene Hsd17b7, whose product is annotated as hydroxysteroid 17-beta dehydrogenase 7. Gene Ontology annotation, molecular function: estradiol 17-beta-dehydrogenase [NAD(P)+] activity; 5-alpha-androstane-3-beta,17-beta-diol dehydrogenase (NADP+) activity; 3-beta-hydroxysteroid 3-dehydrogenase (NADP+) activity. Gene Ontology annotation, biological process: cholesterol biosynthetic process. The record is from RefSeq and is a predicted model, not a curated record. Lineage: Eukaryota; Metazoa; Chordata; Mammalia; Rodentia; Cricetidae. Bases 85 to 1089 code for a protein of 334 amino acids. The transcript has 9 exons. Gene Ontology annotation, cellular component: endoplasmic reticulum membrane.
GGAGCGAGAGGGCGCGGAUCGUGGUCCUGGCAGUGAGCUGCUGUGGUCGCAGGUGCAGAUCAACUGUACUGCGAGCCGUGCACGAUGCGCAAGGUGGCUUUGAUCACCGGGGCAAGCAGUGGCAUUGGGCUAGCCCUUUGCAAACGACUGCUGGCAGAAGAUGAUGAGCUCCACCUGUGUUUGGCGUGUAGGAACCCAAGCAAAGCCGGAGCUGCCCGAGACGCCCUGCUGGCCUCUCACCCCUCCGCCGAAGUCAGCAUUGUGCAGAUGGAUGUCAGCAGCCUGCAGUCGGUGGUCCGGGGUGCAAAGGAAGUCAAGCAAAAGUUUCAAAGACUAGACUACUUGUAUCUGAAUGCUGGGAUCAUGCCCAAUCCCCAGCUAAAUAUCAAGGCCUUUCUCUUUAGCAUCUUUUCAAGAAAUGUGGUUCAUGUGUUCUCCACAGCGGAAGGACUGUUGACCCAGAAUGACAAGGUCACUGCUGAUGGCUUCCAGGAGGUGUUUGAAACCAAUCUCUUUGGCCACUUUAUCCUGAUUCGGGAACUGGAACCUCUUCUCUGCCACACAGACAACCCCUCUCAGCUCAUCUGGACCUCCUCUCGAAAUGCAAAAAAAUCUAACUUCAGUCUUGAGGACAUCCAGCACACCAAAGGCCAGGAACCCUACAGCUCUUCCAAAUACGCCACCGACCUCCUGAACGUGGCUUUGAACAGGAAUUUCAACCAGAAGGGUCUAUAUUCCAGUGUCGUGUGCCCAGGGGUAGUAAUGACCAAUCUGACAUAUGGAAUUCUGCCUCCCUUUGUGUGGACAUUGCUCCUGCCGCUGAUGUGGCUGAUUCGCUGUUUUGCAAAUGCCUUCACUUUGACGCCGUACAAUGGAGCCGAAGCACUGGUGUGGCUUUUUCACCAAAAACCUGAGUCUCUCGAUCCUCUGACCAAAUAUCUGAGCUUCACCACAGGCAUCGGGACUAAUUACGUCAAGGGCCAAAAGAUGGACAUAGAUGAAGACACCGCUGAAAAAUUUUAUCAAACCUUACUGGACCUGGAAAAACGUGUUAGAAUCACCAUUGAAAAAUCCGAUCACCCCAGCUGAUGUCGACAUUCUCCAGAGCAUUCCGUAUCUUCUGUACAGCCCGGCUGGGGCACGUGGCUUUCCAUUUUGCUGGAUGAUAUGCUUUUGUAGUAAACCACAAGCUGUGAUGAUCUCUGCUCCCAUCUUUCAGAAUGAUCUCUAAGACUCCAUGUGUGCACAUGUGCAGGCAUGUACACACAGGUAGAAAGGAUUGGCAAAGUAGAGGAACCAAGUCAAUACCCUCCAGAGUCAUGUCCUUUUGGAAUUGCUAGGGGCUCUCUGCAGAGCACCUGCAUCCACUGUUCUACUGGCCACUGGGAGCCCAGUAGAUCAUUCUUGAGUGAUUGGGACACAGGUACAGCCUGAACCUCCUUUUAGUCCCAGCAAGGAGGGGCAAGGCCACCAAGUAGUCAUUCCAGCUCCUUGUCUUUUCUCUGUGAUCAUUUUCCUACUCUGUUUAUUCACUUCUUCAUAUGCUGCUUCUGGAUAAUCUUAUCAGAUCAUCCGUCCGAGCAGUCCCUGUGUGACUGACUGCACACAGUGAAUCUCAGGAACAAAGUGUGAGUGUGUUUGGGCCACGUGCAUGCGUUAUUUCUUCUCUUUAAAAACAUUCUGUUUUUAUCAGGUGGUGGAGCCAACAGCCUGGUUUUUAUUAAUGUCUGCAGAUGUAUUCAUAAACAGCUUAUCUUCAUGACCAUAUUUCACUGGAACUAAAAGUAUAGCAGAAAAUAAUUUAUUCGUGUUUCAAAAAAGUAUAAAAAGACAAACAAACUGAGAAACCGCUACUAGGCCUUUAUCUGCUGGUAUCUGGUACACAAUGGAAUAAAAGGAAAUCAUUCAUUUUUAUGUGUCAGGUGAUAAGCUUUUCAAACCUUUUCUCUGUAAAGCUUAAGGAGCCACACCUGAGCAUCCUUUGGUCUGAAUCAACAUGCUAAUGAUGGCUGAUUUUUUUUUUAUCAUAAAUAAGGCCGUCCUAUCACGUGGGAUAUAAUAAAGUCAGUAAAAUUUUGAAGAAAAGUCCAAAAGAUGAUAUAUAAAUAUAAUUUCCCUACAGCUUGUGCUAUGAAAAUUUUCUGUUUAGAGUUUUUCUACUUUUGCUGACAAAGACAUUUUUGUAAAGAUAACAGUUGAGAAUGAGUCUGCACACCACACAACUCUCCGCGUCAUUGAGAAGCGAGGGUGGAGCUUAGCACGGGGCUGUCCUUUUUACAUUCUUUAUCUCCUCAGAACCCCCAUUUGGAAAAGGCUGCUUCUCCCUGGUGAACUCACAUUUCUCAUGUGUAAACUGAGACCUCUUUGCCCUGUUGCUCACGGGUUUGCAGUGAAGAGGGGAUUGACGAUCUGUGUGGACCGUGAACAUCCCUCAUUUUGGUAGAGAAUGAUGGGGUUCAUUAGAGAUCAGGAACCCAGAAUGCCGAGGUCCAGAUACUGCCAUGUAAGGCACCAGAUGACCACGGCCCUUUUGACAGGUUUUGUUCUCCGAACAUUUCCAGGAGACUGUGUGGAGCACUGCAGGGUUUAUGGGCCCUAGGGCUGAGUAGUCGUAAUCUAGACUGUUCUUGAGAGAGUGGAGUAGCCUGGGCUUUGGUUAUUUGUGAGUUUGGAAAAACAUGUCCUUUCCUGGGAUUGCCAACUUAGGAGCAUCAAGUUAUUCUUAGAACUUCUUUUUACUGGCUACAUUAGUAAUUCCCUCUAUUUUAUUCUUGAUGCUGAUAUCUUUUCAUUGUCAGCUGUGCAGGGUUUGUCCAUUUGCUGGGGUUUUUGGAGAGCCAUGUUUCUGCCUUACUGAUUUUUUUUUUUUCUUCUCAGUUGCUUAUAUAUUUUCCAAAGAGAUUUUAGCUCUGCAUGUUUUAAUUAUCUUCUUUUUGCUUUCAUUGGGUUAAAAUAAACCAUUUUUUCCCCCAGUUUCUUAACAAAAAAACUUAGGUUACUUAUUUAGAAAUUUUUGUUCAUGGCUGUUGUAAGCAUUUAAUUAUAAGCAUUUAAUAACAUAAAUGGCCCUCUGGGCCCAGUUUAACAGCAUCCCAUGUUUGCUGACAUACUGCCUUGCUUUUAUUUUCAUCCUUUUAGCCCUAGAUUAUUUUAUUAAUUUCUGUUGAGGUUUCCUUUUAUGAAUUAUUAAAAGUGUUAUUUAAUGUUCAUAUUUUUAGAGAUUUCAAAGGUUGGAACUUGACUGGGGAGAUGGCUCAGGGGUCAAGAGUACUGGCUGCUCUUCCUG